Molecule: messenger RNA, 2989 nt
Organism: Hemiscyllium ocellatum (epaulette shark)
Lineage: Eukaryota; Metazoa; Chordata; Chondrichthyes; Orectolobiformes; Hemiscylliidae
Product: alpha-1,3-mannosyl-glycoprotein 4-beta-N-acetylglucosaminyltransferase B-like
Exons: 15
Coding region: 694-2337 (547 amino acids)
Biological process (GO): protein N-linked glycosylation
Cellular component (GO): Golgi stack; endoplasmic reticulum-Golgi intermediate compartment; endoplasmic reticulum
Molecular function (GO): acetylglucosaminyltransferase activity
Source: RefSeq, a predicted model, not a curated record
GGAGACACACAGGAAGAACGGUAUCCGAGAUCGAAACACCCGGGAAGCAACACCUGAGUAACACAAGAGUGCAGCCCCUGUUGAUGUCUGAGAGAGAAGUGAAAGAAAAUAAAGGAACUGGAUGCGUGUGUGCGAGAGGGGAGACCAGCUGCUUCAGCGACAACAACUCAAGAGGAAGGAAGGGUAGUGGCGGUCAGGGCGGAGACCCACGGGGUUAAUAACAGAGACUCGUUGAAACCAUGACAAUCGUCUGAGCUGAGAGAGACAUUCGGUAGGGACUAAGCCAGGGAUCUCUGAGCGUGUCAUUGAACUCAGCAGCAACUCAAAGAGGGGAGCUGCCGGAGAAGAAAGAGAUAGAAAAAAAAUGAUUGGGGAAAUCCCGGAAGAGAAAAGAGUGGAGAUUAAUUAAAAACGUAAAUCCGGGAAAGGGAACUUUUGAACAAGCUGACAACUGCACGCAUGAAGGAAGAGAGAGAAUACAUUUCCAAGGUGGAACAGUGCUCACAUUAGAUUCUGUGGCAGUGGACAAUAGCUGAAGAUUGAGUGAGAGGAGCAAAUCAAAAGCAGGACUCUUGGAGAGAGAGAGAGAGACAGUGCUGACCUGGAUUAAUCUCACAAAGCCCUGACCUCAAACGACACGAUACCCAGCACCAGCAAACACCUGUCCGCUUUGUCAUCUCUUUCUGACAUGAGAUGAAGUUCAGGAAUGAACGUAUUUUAACAGUGCUCGUCCUGGGUACAUUUCUUUCUAUGUCCUGGUUCGUCGCCCGGCUGAAUAUGCAAGAAGGUGAUUAUGAAAUGAUUGCGCAUCAACAAGAACUUUUGGAACUGGGUAACAGAAUGCAUAAGGCCGAAAAAGAAAGUCUGAAACAUUCGGAGGAAUUGAAACUUGUCUUGAACAAGAUAAAGCAAAAAAUAGCUGUGGAGAAAAAGACACUGAAUAAUACAUCUAGGAAUUUCUCCAAUUUUUCAGAUCUAAUGAAGAUGAAAGCAUUGAACCUUACCAGAAAGCAUAAUGUUCAACAACCAAAUAUCUUCUAUUACCUUCCUCAUCUGAUGUUGAAUGAAAACAGCCUUCAACCAAAAGUAAUGAUAGGACAGGGCAGGACUGGAGCCUUGCUGGUGAUGGGUGUACCCACAGUAAAGAGAGAAUCACAAACUUACCUGUUGGACACACUGAAUUCCCUUAUUUAUGAGCUGUCUCCAGAGGAAAAGAAAAAAUGUCUAAUAAUUAUAUUCAUUGCUGAGGUGGAAGAAGAUUAUGUAAAUAAGCUGGUAGAAAAUUUACAAAACACGUACUCCAAUGAAAUACAAUCAGGGCUUCUUGAGAUCAUCUCUCCUUCUGCUGAUUUUUAUCCUGACCUCUCAAAUCUGAAGGAAACAUUUGGAGAUACCCAACAGAGAGUAAGGUGGAGAACAAAGCAGAAUUUGGACUACAGUUUUUUAAUGAUGUAUGCUCAAGCCAAAGGAGUAUUCUAUUUACAGUUGGAGGAUGAUAUUAUAGCAACACCCAACUACUUGCAAACUAUGAUGAACUUUGCAGAACAGCAACCUUCAGAUGACUGGCUGACCUUGGAAUUUUCGCAACUUGGAUUUAUUGGAAAGUUGUUCAAAUCUCCUGAUCUGACACUCGUCAUAGAAUUCAUUAUCAUGUUCUACAAGGACAAGCCAAUAGAUUGGUUGCUGGAUCACAUAUUGUGGGUGAAAGUAUGCAAUCCUGAGAAAGAUACUAAACACUGUGACAGACAGAAAGCUAAUUUACGAAUCCGUUACAAACCUUCCCUGUUUCAACAUGUGGGAACUCAUUCUUCAUUAGUUGGGAAACUUCAGCCUCUGAAGGAUAAAGAUUUUAAGAAAGGAUUGUUACACAAAGGACAUACAAAUCCGACUGCCGAAUUGACGUAUAGUUUGAAAAUCUACCAACAACACAGUCUGGAAAAGGCCUACAAAGGGGAUGAUUUCUUCUGGGCAUUUACUCCAAUGGUAGGGGACUUCAUCAAAUUCAGAUUCUAUCAACCACUGAAAAUUGAAAGAUACCUCUUUAGAAGUGGCAAUAUGGAACAUCCAGGAGAUAAGUUUUUCAAUACAACAGUGGAAAUUCUACCAGUUGAUAAAUCUGAAUUUGACAAGAAUGUUUUGCACAACAAUAUAACAAAAUAUCUCAAAUACCAAGAAACAGAAGACGGCUACUACAGAAUAGGUGCAUUUAGAAAUGGAAUUGCAGAAGGUGAAGUUGAUGCAUCGAUCGGAAAAAUUGAGGCCCUUCGACUAUUUGUUCUUUCCGAGUCCCCUGUUUGGGUUUUACUGAGUGAGAUAUUUAUUAAGCCAGCUGCAUAAAUGCAAGCAAGAAAUUCGGCUUCCCAGCAAAAGUGCAACUAUUUCUAGUGCCUCUUCAAUAAGGUUUGCCUGUUGGAUUUCUUCAACAACGACACCACCUAGUGUGGUAAAAUAAAAAGAACAAUUGUUGAAAAUCAACAAGGGACAGAGCUAAUGUAAAAGAUCACAGUGAUGGAAAACUGCAGAUGUGCAAACGUUUGAAUAAUCUUUGAGCAAAACAAUUUAACUGUUUAUUUAUAUAAUAAUUACAUUUUUUUUACUGUCAUCAUGAAAAUGAAUAACAAAAUGCCAUUUUAAUGAAAACUUCAGUGAAGUUGAAUUAUGGUGUUUAUAAAUACAUACUUUGUGUAGAAACAAAAUGUAUGCUUGGUAACUUUAUGUAAUUGGUCCUAGGAUAAAUUAUUUAAAAUUACAUCACAUUAAGUCAAUAUGAUAAUGAUCUCUUCUAAUCACAAGCUAGACUUUAUUUGUUGGGAGGGAGAAAUUUUUUUUAUAUAAGUUUGGUUUAGCUCCUCCUUUCACAAUGCUCUUUUCAACAAAGACAGUAACAUGAUUUGGAUUGUAGCCCUUCGCAAUGACAUUCUAUGUGCUGACAAGGUGUUCCUUGUCUUUUAUAACUUCCAGAAAUAAAGCAUUCCACUGUUACAUAAAA